AUGAUUCCUACCAAGAAUUCACCUUGCUAUCUAAUUUUUUGCUUAUGGCUGACGACUGUUGUACAAGCUUCGAACAAGGAAGGCGAUUUCAUUGUGGGCGGACUUUUCCCCGUUAAUUUCCUGGCAACAACAGGACACGGCCCGUGCGGUGACCUCAACACGAAGGGACUGGGUCGCGCAUUGUCCAUGAUUUUCGCCAUUCAAAAGCUUAACAGCAAUUCAAGCAUACUUGAGAAUGUAACUCUUGGUUACGAUAUAAGAGCUUACUGCGAAAGUGCUACAGAGGCCACACACCUGACUUACGACCUGGUAAAGGAAAGGUGCUGCAGGAACACUGCGAAAGCAAAAAUGGGAAAUAACUCGAUCGUGGGGCUAAUAGGACCGGAAGAAUCUUCCACCGCCCUUGCCAUCGGUGGAUUUCUCGAAAUUUUCAAUGUCUCAGGCAUUAGUGGUUCAACAACGAGCCCGGAGCUGAGUUCGAAUCUGAACAAUUUCUAUCGAACAGUGCCAUCCGAUACCUUUCGAGUAAAAGCCAUGGCCGACAUCAUAGAGCACUUCAAUUGGAGCUAUGUAGCCGCUGUUGGCAUCUACGAUUCCUAUGGGCGAAGUGGCGUGUGGGGCCUAGUCGAAGAGGCCGGGAGACGAAAUAACUCCUUCUGUAUCGCCAUGACAGAACUCAUAACCAGUGAUUUUUCGCGUAUUAAUGGCGUCGUUACAAAGCUAAGGUGGCGUGAAAAUAUCAAAGUGGUCGUGUUGUGGACUUACGGGGCCGUUCAAAGAAUGUUCUUUCGGGAAGUUAACAGACAAAACCUCUCUGGAAGAGUUUGGAUUCUUAGCGAAGUAACUUUCUCAUCAAAUGAGAACUACUUUCCGCACUCGGGUCUUUCUCCUCUUCACGGGUCCAUAGCAUUCCAACCUCACAAUUUCGACGACGGUGGAUUCCUGCAACAUCUGAAAACUUUACUUGCAAAUGAAGCGAAUGAGCCGAACUUUCCGGGAUUGUGGAGCCAGGUAUUGGCGCUGAAAAAGGACUGCGAGGCUCAAAAUAACAAAGACCAAGACAAAUUAUGUCUUCAGGAAGUUGUUGAUGACAUGUACAGCUCCUAUAUUCCAUACAUUAUGGACGCUGUGUAUUCCGUAGGACAGGCUCUCAGUAUGUUAAUACAGAAUAUCAAUAGCCGGAAAAAACUUGCCGAUGUCAAUGUCGACAAUAUGAAAGCGCUUCUUUCCAAAGUUAACUUUGUUGGACUGACAGGAGAAAUAAAUUUCGAUGGAUUUGGCGAUAGGAGAUCUGCGGUGUACGACAUUGUCAAUUUCCAACAAGUGCAAGAAGCUGAAGCCAAGCGAUUAAACCAAGUUAUUGUUGGAAAAUGGGAUUCUAGAGACGGGUUACACUUACACGAAAAAAUUAUUUGGAAUAAUCAAAACGGACGGCCUCCAAAAUCUGAAUGCUCUGAGCAGUGCUCAGCGGGAACAAGAAAAUCUACCACCUCGCCCUGUUGUUGGAGGUGUUUUCCCUGUCCCCGCGGUACGGUCAACACGAUUCCAGGAGCUGAAAGCUGUGUUGAGUGUCCCAGAGAAAAACGUUCCAAUGAGGCGAAAACAGCGUGUGUUGAUUUGCCUUUAGCCAAUUUAAGUUACUCCAGUGCAGGAGGAAUUUCGAUUCUCGCAUUUAGCGUUGUGGGAAUCAUCGUUGCGCUCUUUUCAUUCGCUGUGUUUUGCAAAUUUUGGAACACUCCCAUUGUCAAGGCAUGCAACAGGGAACUUAGCCUCGCUCUCCUAGCAGUCAUUAUCUCAUUGUUAUCCAUAGCGUUGGUUAAUCUCUUUGAACCUACAAGCACAAUUUGUUAG
Orbicella faveolata is the source of this 1851-nucleotide messenger RNA. RefSeq names its product extracellular calcium-sensing receptor-like. The record is from RefSeq and is a predicted model, not a curated record. Gene Ontology annotation, cellular component: membrane. Gene Ontology annotation, biological process: G protein-coupled receptor signaling pathway. Gene Ontology annotation, molecular function: G protein-coupled receptor activity. Lineage: Eukaryota; Metazoa; Cnidaria; Anthozoa; Scleractinia; Merulinidae.